Messenger RNA from Ascochyta rabiei, 930 nucleotides. RefSeq names its product 3-hydroxyacyl-CoA dehydrogenase. The record is from RefSeq and is a predicted model, not a curated record. The transcript has a single exon. NCBI's taxonomy places the organism in Eukaryota, Fungi, Ascomycota, Dothideomycetes, Pleosporales, Didymellaceae. The coding region runs from base 1 to 930 and encodes 309 amino acids.
AUGCCGUCGGUUCAAGAACUCCCCCCGUCCGCUUCCCGCUCAAGGCGCCUCUACAUCCUCGACUGCGCGCUCUCGACGCCAAACUUCUCAGGCGGUCGAAUCAUCUCCUCCAGCACGUCAGGCACCGACGAGCACAAUGUCAUCUCCAACAUGUCGACGCUGCCGGAUGGGAUAACAAUCGAUCACGCCUCGGGGCACAUGUACUGGACCCAUAUGGGCAGCGCGCUCAGCACGAACAGCGGCAGCAUUUCGCGCGCAAACCUCGACGGAUCGGACCGUCACGUCGUAGUCGAGCAGGGGAAUGUGGGCGUUUGGACGCCCAAGCAGAUUAGCUUUGUCCAGGACGCGGGGAGCAAGUGGAUCUACUGGUGUGACAGGGAGGGGAUGAAGGUGAUGCGUGCCUGCGUCGACACACUGCCUGCGCAGCCGCAGGUUCUAGUCGACGCUGGGGAUGCAGCGAAGGGCGAUGGAGAAGAUAAGCGGAAUUGGUGCGUUGGGAUUGCCGUCGAUGCGCCGAGGGGAGAUGUGUACUGGAGCCAAAAGGGACUGUCGAAGGGGUUCGAGGGCAGGAUAUUUCGGGCCAAGAUUGACAAUGCCGAGGCGUCGAAGGAGCUGCUGUUGGACCGCCUUCCUGAGCCAAUCGACCUCGAGCUUGAUGAGGAGAGGCGCGUGCUGUACUGGACCGACCGCGGCGAUCCGCCGAGAGGCAAUUCGCUGAACAGCGCCUCCGUCGGUGGUACAGAGGUCGGUGAGGUGCAAGUCCUGGCCACACGAUUCCACGAAGCGAUUGGUCUGGCGCUUGACAAGGAGGAGAGGAAAGCGUACGUCAGCGACCUGGCAGGCGGCGUGUACGAAGUCGAUCUGGCGUCGCGGAAGAAGAAAGUGCUAUUCCCAGAGCUGGGAGACUUGACGGGCAUCGCACUAGUAUAG